GAGCAUUGUACAAAUUGUUACGCUCAAGUUUUAGAGCGUUCUUGUCAUUCUGCUCUGUAUUACGAACAUACUGUUACUGUUGCGCUCAUCUAUUGUCCUAUAUGUUGCGACCAUUGUACAUGUUAUCAUGCUCAAGUCUUACAGCUUUUCCCCUAUUGUUUGGCUCCUAUUAGACCAUUUUCACUCUGUUGUGCUCCUUCCGCGUGUGUUCCUGGCUUCGCUCUGUCCUGCUCUCUUACUGUUACCAGUUUAAGUUGAACGUAUCUAAGUUCCCGACGUUCCUCUUUUGCCAGUUUUGGAGCUAAUUUUGCCUUAUUCCAUAAUCUGCCGUGAGCGUUGGCCCUGUUACGCCCAGCAUUUAUCCCCUAUUUCGGGGUGUGAUUCCCCUCUAGGUUUGUUUUUGAACGUUGUCCCUUGUGCAUGUUCUGAUACCUACAGUAAUAACCUAUCCACUCAUUACUAUGUUAUACCUGAGCAAUACCUUGCUAAUUUUAUCAGUUUGAUGUUUAUUUGUCUUCUAGUAUACCCCGUGACUUGGGCUUCCCACCGAUCUUGCACAGCUUGAGCGGCUUUGUCACAGAUGUGUCCCAAAUGUGUCCCGGGCUACUACCUCCCUAACUACCUUUUCUUAUGAGUUUUUAGACAUGCCGCCCAAGCGCAAGACGACAGAGAAGGCGCCCAAACCGCCUAAACAGCCUCGCAAAGACAACCCCCCAAAGAAGCGGAAGCAGCCACCACGUCGCACGAACACAACCGUCGCUCCAGUGGUCACCUCAGCCCCUGCACCUGUGGUCACCACAUCCCCCGUUGUCACCACGACGCCAACCCCGCCCGUUGUCGUCAGCUCUACCACCACGACAUCAACGGUAGUUCACAGCCAACCCACUACCUCAACUACACCAGCCGUCACCUCUACGACACCGAUUUCUUCUGUCACCACUGCUCUCAGCGUACCCCCUGCCAUCUCAUCAACGACGCAGACUGUUCCUGCCGCCGUCUCCGCACUGGCCUUACCUCCAGCCACCUUGGAUCUGCAAAGGAACGCCCUUGCUGCCGCUAUUCUGGGUAAUCCUGGUCAUUCUAGCCUGUUAAAUCCUGCAGCUAAUUCUUUUCUGCCGGCGGGCCAAGGUUUAGGUUUAGCUGCAUCCACUACCACCCCUUCCAUCCACCUCCCACUCGACUCUGGGGUCUCUGCCCCCCUCAAAGAAAAAAUCUGGGCCGACAAGUACCUUGAUCUGCGCCAGUUGUUGCCAAACCAAAACAUUACCCCGCAGUACACAGUCUCUCUAACGGAUGUGGAUGCGGCUCCUAUCCUGACCUUGGCCAACCGACAGGUUCAGAACAAGACACCUUUGACCCUCGACCAGUGGACCGAUGCGUUCCUGGUCUAUCAUUAUAUUUACAUUCAACGUCACCCCGCUGCUACUUCGGCACUAGUGUCUUAUCAGCAUCUCAUUAGAACCAUGGCUUCCAGGGGGGCUAACUGGCUCCGAUACGACGAGGCUUUCCGUUCAUACCGCCAGUCAUCCACACACACACCGUGGAACUCCCCACACCUCCAGCUUUACAUUGACGCAUUCACUACGCCCUUUCAGGUUGCCCGCCCCCAGCCUGCGUCCCAGGCUGUCCGCCCAUCCGCCUCCGCCUCCCGACAAUCCGCAGCAGCCCGUCCCCGAGACAUCCCCAGGAGCUAUUGCUUUCCAUUCCAUCGCCAAAAUGGAAAAUGUCUGCGAGCGGAUUGCCCCUUCAUCCACACCUGCCCCUACUGCCGUAGUGCCCACAAAGCCUACAUCUGCCCCAAACGACCCGUCUCCAACCAAAACUAGGAUAGUUGCGGCCAAAUCCUGUAAUUUA
Branchiostoma floridae (Florida lancelet) is the source of this 1854-nucleotide messenger RNA. Its product is annotated as mucin-5AC-like. The record is from RefSeq and is a predicted model, not a curated record. Bases 645 to 1826 code for a protein of 393 amino acids. The transcript has a single exon. NCBI's taxonomy places the organism in Eukaryota, Metazoa, Chordata, Leptocardii, Amphioxiformes, Branchiostomatidae.